AGUCCUGAAGGAAACAUGCAGGCUAUAGCGAAGCACCUGUCUGUCGCUGCUGUAGCUUUAGUUAUAGCCUUUCUUGUCCAAGUCUACCAAAGACAAAGUCCCAGCGAGAAUCUAGCGGGAAGACUGUGCCAUGGAGCCCGGCCUUCUGACAGGGACGCCGCCGGAGGACCGUACAACCACGGCGCGGUAGCCUCCGACUCAGCCGUGUGCUCACAGAUCGGCAGAGACGUUCUAGUGAACGGUUCUGCUGUGGACGCCGCCAUCGCGACGCUCCUCUGUCUGGGUGUGGUACAUCCGCAGUCUCUAGGGCUCGGAGGGGGUUUUCUGAUGACCGUAUACAACAAAGCUACAGGCACGUCACAGGUCAUCGACGCGCGUGAAACUACCCCUUUAGCAGCCACGGAAGACAUGUUUGUAGAGAACCCGGACCUAUCUACAAUGGGUGGAAUCUCAGUCUCCGUUCCAGGGCAGGUCCGGGGGCUGUGGGAAGCUCACCAGAGGUACGGACAGUUGCCGUGGAGAGACCUGUUCCGCCCGGCCAUCCGCCUGGCAGAGGAGGGGGCCUGUAUGGGCAAACAUCUGGCCACAUCCCUGAAGAGAAGGAAAGACGUCGUCCUGGACAGGACCUCCGGCUUCUGUGACGUGUUCUGUGACGAGGACGGCGCCAUGUUACGUGAAAACAUGACUGUCAAGAGGCCACAACUUGCCAAAACGCUCCUAGCGGUUGCUAACGGUGGUGCAGAUGCCUUCUACACAGGCGAGAUUGCGAAGAAUUUUGUGAAGGACAUCCAGGAACGAGGCGGUAUCAUGUCUGAACAGGACCUACUGAACUACCGGGCGGAAGUUAGAGUCACCCUCAAUACGUCACUUCCGGGUGGACUCACCCUGUUGACCCCACCCCCUCCUUCAGCGGGAGCGACAGUAAUUCUUGCUCUCAAUAUCUUAGAAGGUUAUGGACUGAACUCUUCAGUAAAGGACAGUCUGCAUGAAGAGGCUUUGAUGUAUCACAGGAUGUUAGAAGCCUUGAAGUUCGCCCUCGUUCACGGAAUGGAGCUGGGAGAUCCCAAAUUCGUAAACAUCGCGGAGCUCACGAAGAAGAUGGCAUCGAAAGAGUUCGCCGACGAACUCCGCCGGAAGAUCGACGACACCCGGAUGUUCGACAUCUCUUACUACGGCCCGGCUGCCGUCUCUCCAGACGUCGGCGGGACGUCUCAUGUGUCUGUCCUGGGGCCGAACGGAGAUGCCGUGUCCGCUACCAGCUCCAUCGGACGAAUCAUGGGCGCGAGAUUCCGGUCUCUGUCCACCGGCAUCAUCCCCAACAACCACAUGGAACUCUUCACACUGCCGAAUCAAGACAAAACCAGGAGAUAUUCCCCCACUCCAGGACGUGCCAUGCGGCCGGGUAAGCGGGGCGUGACGUCUUUCUGCCCCACAGUCGUGUUGGAUGGUAGCGGUGACGUCAGGCUGGUGAUCGGAGCCUCCGGAGGGGCGAAGCUGACGACAGCAGUCACAGAUGCAAUGGUCCACCACUUCCUGCUUGGAUGGAACAUCUCCUCAGCUAUAGAGAAGCCCCGUCUGCACAUCAGUGUGACUGAAGACAUCAGAGGCAUCCUGUACUAUGAGAAACAUCGUCCUUUCAAGCCGAAAGCGGUGCUUCAGGAGUUGGAGAAGAUACACGGCAAGGCGACCCCAGAGCCUCACCAAGCCAUGGUGCAAGCCGUGGUUCGGGAGAACUCGGCAAUCUUCGCUCACUCCGACUCGAGGAAAGGAGGCUUUCCGUCGGGAUUCUGA
Molecule: messenger RNA, 1791 nt
Organism: Branchiostoma belcheri (Belcher's lancelet)
Lineage: Eukaryota; Metazoa; Chordata; Leptocardii; Amphioxiformes; Branchiostomatidae
Product: gamma-glutamyltranspeptidase 1-like
Exons: 12
Coding region: 16-1791 (591 amino acids)
Biological process (GO): glutathione catabolic process
Cellular component (GO): plasma membrane
Molecular function (GO): glutathione gamma-glutamate hydrolase
Source: RefSeq, a predicted model, not a curated record